Phytophthora nicotianae INRA-310 is the source of this 1026-nucleotide messenger RNA. RefSeq lists its product as hypothetical. The coding region runs from base 320 to 787 and encodes 155 amino acids. Gene Ontology annotation, molecular function: 5'-deoxynucleotidase activity. The record is from RefSeq and is a predicted model, not a curated record. The transcript has 5 exons. Gene Ontology annotation, cellular component: cytoplasm. NCBI's taxonomy places the organism in Eukaryota, Oomycota, Peronosporomycetes, Peronosporales, Peronosporaceae.
UGAAGAGUGUAGUAAAACUGGGGUAUAAUGAGGUUACACAACUCAAUUAAAAAAUGUCGAUGGCUACGGGUGCGAAGGCGCUGAGUGCCAUCGAGUUCUUGCGACUUUGCGGGCGUCUGAAAGUAAGUACGAUACGGCGUUGGAUAGAUGUGAAUACAGUCUAUAUACUGCGCGAAGGAAUCGCUCUGGAACCAAGUGUAGCUGAAAAAAACCGGACACUGAACGCUAUGGCCGGUGUCAUUUUUGGACUGCACAGACACUUAAGCGCACUGGAUGGGUGAAUAACAAGGUGGCGCUGCCCGAGUCUGUGUCUGAUCACAUGUAUCGCAUGGGAAUGUGCUGCAUGCUGCUAGACGACGCUAAUGAGAGCGUGAAUCGCUCCAAGUGUAUCAAAAUGGCCAUUGUGCACGACCUAGCGGAGUCGCUGGUGGGUGAUAUUACGCCUCAUGACGGUGUUGCUGAGGAGGACAAGCACCGCAUGGAGAAGGAAGCACUGGACGAAAUUUGCAACACACUAGGCAACACACCGUCCGCUGCGGAGAUCCGUGAGCUGUGGAAUGAAUACGAGGCCGGGUCCACUGAGGAAGCCAAGAUCGUCAAGGACUUUGAUAAGUUCGAGAUGAUUCUGCAAGCCGACGACUACGAACGAGCCCAGAACAUCCCACUGGACGACUUUUUCCAGAGCACCAAGGGCAAAUUUCGCACGCCGCUGGUUCAGUCCUGGGCAGCCGAGUUAACCGACCAGCGCAACGCGCGCCUCGAGGGCAAGACACCCGACACGAAGUAAACGCAAUGCUGGAGAAAAUCUACUGGUGAUCAUGCCAGGUUAAGAUAAUGUACUGCUUCAGACUUGAGUACUAUUUGAGAUUGGGGGAAGCCAGGUCGCCAUUUCCAUCGAUGUCCUAGACAAAUGUCAUAUUCUUGUUUGCUAAUAGAUUACCGAAUAAUUAUCAUCUAUAAGAGUAGUAUUGAACUGGGAUACAGUAAUUUGUUAGGGGACGUUGCAGAAGUUGCUCUGUUCCUUGG